This is a messenger RNA of Megalobrama amblycephala (Wuchang bream), 5406 nucleotides long. RefSeq names its product NACHT, LRR and PYD domains-containing protein 3-like. The transcript has 17 exons. The coding region runs from base 517 to 4200 and encodes 1227 amino acids. Lineage: Eukaryota; Metazoa; Chordata; Actinopteri; Cypriniformes; Xenocyprididae. The record is from RefSeq and is a predicted model, not a curated record. Gene Ontology annotation, molecular function: protein binding.
GCACACUACAGACACAAUAUGAUACACUAAUGUUGAAAAUAAAUACUUAUACUUUACUUAAUUUCGUUGACAAGUUUGACAUUUGACAUUCAUUGAAACUAGUGUCCCAUGUUAACGUGGGCGUGGUUUGUGAGCGUGACGUGAGAGCAUGAUAAACUUCCUUAAAACUGCUCCAAAAACGCAGGAACGAACACCGUGAAAUCAAGGCGCUUUAUUACGCAUUGCAAUGUAUACAACCGGUGCGAUGCGUUUUUAAAUCUAUGGUCCACGUGGAAUAUCGCAUGUGACGAACCUGUCGCCGUCUAACAUCUGCUGGAAAUCCAGAUGAAAAUGAGAAGUCUAUCAGUCAAAGCUCAGCUUUAGGAGGGGAAGAGACAGAGCAAGAUAAGAAGACUGAGAGAAAAAGAAAGAGUGAUGGAGAUGAGGAGAGAACAGGUCAUGCUGAGCAUCUGAUGGUCUUCAGUGACACAGAGAAACCAGAGCUGAGCUGUUUUCAGUGUCAGUUUAUCUGCAGUAAUGUCAGAGGAGCGAGGAAAGGACUCUCUCUCUAAGAUGAGUCUCUCAGAGAAGCAGAGUGAAAGAUCAGACUCUCAUGUGUCCAUCUCUGUGUCUGUGAAGAGUGAUCGGUCAAAAGGAGAAGGACCAAAAUUCAGUGAGAGAAAACCAUCAACUAACAAAAGUGAAAGAUCAGACUCGGAUGUGUUCAGCUCUGUGUCUCUGAAGAGUGACUGUUCAAAAGGUCAAGGACCAAAAUUCAGUGAGAGAAAACCAUCAACUUACAAAAGGCUUCAAUGGGAGACAUUAGACUCAGACGUUCAGACUUACAGGAAGCAUGAGAGUUUCAAAGACAAUCUCCUAGAGAUCUUCCAGGAUCUUGAGAGCAAAAUAAUCACAUUUCUGAAGAAUGAGCUGGAAAAGUUUAAGAAAAUAUUACAAAAAGAGAACACACAAUACUUUGUGAAGGACUUUAAUGAGAAUAGAUGCAGUACCAAAGCAGCAGCUCUUGAUCUCACACUACAUUACCUGAGAGAGAUGAAGCAGGAUGAAGCUGCUGAUGCUCUAGAAGAUGAGCUGUUCUUCAUUCAUCAGCUUAAAUGUGGUCUAAAGAAGAAGUAUCAAUGUGUGUUUGAAGGAAUUGCGAAGCAAGGUGACUCCACACUUCUGAAUAACAUCUACACAGAUCUCUAUAUCACUCAGGGUGGCAGUGAACAGGUCAAUACUGAACAUGAGGUAAGACAGAUUGAAGUUGCUUCCAGGCAUCAUGAAUCUCAAGAGAUACAGGUUAAGUGCACACAGUUGUUUGAAGCACCUGAACAAGACAAGGAGAUCCGAACUGUACUGACAAAAGGAGUCGCUGGCAUCGGAAAAUCAGUCUCUGUGCAAAAGUUUGUUCUGGACUGGGCUGAAGGAAAAGAAAAUCAAGAUAUCAGCUUCAUAUUUCCUCUUCCAUUCAGAGAGAUGAACUUAAAGGAGAAAGAAAUACUAAGUUUGAUGGACCUUAUAGCUCAAUUUUUCCCAGAGACAAAAGGUCUGAACCUUUCAAGAAGGAAUAAUUUCAAAGUCCUGUUUAUCCUUGAUGGAUUGGACGAAUGUCGCCUUCCUCUGAAGUUUGAUUGUAAUGAGAAGUGGCGUGAUGUAUCGUCACCAGCCUCUCUGGAUGUUCUCCUGACGAACCUCAUGAAGGGAAAUCUGCUUCCUUCUGCUCUCAUCUGGAUCACCACCAGACCAGCAGCUGCCAGUAAGAUUCCUCCUGACUGUAUUGACCGGCUGACAGAGAUACGAGGAUUCAAUGAUGCACAAAAGGAAGAGUACUUCAAAAAAAGAUUCAUGGAUCAGAAUCAGGCCAACACAAUCAUUGAUCAUGUUAAAAAAUCAAGGAGUCUCUUUAUCAUGUGCCACAUCCCAGUCUUCUGCUGGAUUUCAGCCACUGUUCUCCAGAACAUUCUGGAGGAGAAAAGCAAUAAUGAUGUGAAAAACAAUCAGGCUGAUGAGAUCUCUAAAACACCACAGGAAUCCAAUACUGAAGACACUCCCAAGACUCUGACACAAAUGUACACACACUUUUUCCGCUUUCAGAUCCAGCAGAGCCACCGAAAGUAUGAUGGAGAAUAUGCACCAGAUGUCUCCUGGGAUAAAGACGCCAUCCUUUCACUGGGGAAACUGGCAUUUCAUCAGCUGGAAAGAAACAACGUAAUCUUCUAUGACACAGACCUUGAAGCCUGUGGUAUUGACGUCUAUAAGGCAUCAGUGUACUCAGGCAUGUGUACCCAGAUCUUUAAGGAGGAAACAGGUUUCAUUCUUGGUACCAUGUACUGCUUUGUUCACUUGAGCAUUCAAGAGUUUAUUGCAGCCCUUUAUGCACAUCUGUUUCUAGACAUCAACAAGACAAACGUGUUUGAUCAUGAGUCUACAGAACAGGAAAACAAAAAUGAAACCAUGAUUGAUUUUCUCAAGACUGCAGUGGACAAGGCGCUCAAGAGUGAUAAUGGACACCUGGACCUUUUCCUUCGCUUCUUCCUCGGUCUGUCGCUCCAGUCCAAUCGACGACUCUUACGGGGUCUGUUAACACAGCAAGACAUCAGUGUCCAGAGCAACAAGGAAAUAGUUCAGUACAUCAAACAGAAAUUAGAAGAUAAUCUGCCUGCAGAGAGAUCCAUCAAUCUGUUCUACUGUCUGAAUGAACUGAAUGACCAAACUCUGGUGAAGAAGAUUCAAACCCACUUCAGCAAAGGAAGUCUCUCGUCUGGUGACCUUUCACCUGUCCAGUGGUCUGCUUUGGUCUUUGUGUUGUUGACAUCAGAGGAAGAGCUGGAGGAGUUUGAGCUUCAGAAAUUCAAGAAAUCAGACGAGUGUCUCAUUAGAUUAUUGGCAGUCAUCAAAACCUCCAGAAGAGCUUUGCUAAAUGAUUGUAACUUAACAGACAAAAGCUGUUCAGCUCUGGCUACAGUUCUUGGAUCAGAUACUAAUCUGAAAGAGCUGAACAUGAACAAUAAUAAACUACAGGAUUCAGGAGUGAAGCUGCUCUGCACUGGACUGAUGUAUAUAAAGUGUAAAUUGGAGAUACUGAGGUUAAGCUGCUGUUGUAUGACGGAUGAAGGUUGUUCUGCUCUGACUUCAGCUCUGCAAUCAAACCCAUCACACCUGAGAGAGCUGGACCUGAGCUGGAAUGAGCUAGGAGACUCCGGAGUGAAAAACUUCUGUGAUCUACUGAUGAAUCCACAAUUCAAGCUGGAGAAACUAAAUCUGUUUAGAUGCAGUAUUACAGAGAAACAGUGUCUCAUCCUGACUUCAGCUCUGAAAUCAAACCCAUCACACCUGCGAGAGCUGGAUCUCAGUGUGAAUAUAAUAGAAAACACAGGAGUGAAGCACCUAUGUGACGUACUGAAGAAUUCACACUGUAAACUGGAGAAAUUGAGGUUAAAAUACUGUUGUAUUACAGAUGAAGGUUGUUCUGCUCUAUCUUCAGCUCUGAAAUCAAACCCAUCACACCUGAGAGAGCUGAACCUGAGCUGGAAUGAGCUAGGAGACUCAGGAGUGAAAAACCUCAGUGAUCUACUGAUGAACCCACAAUUCAAGCUGGAGAAACUAUACCUGUAUAGAUGCAGUAUUACAGAGGAACAGUGUCUCAUCCUGACUUCAGCUCUGAAAUCAAACCCAUCACACCUGAGAGAGCUGAACCUGAACUGCAAUAUAAUAGAAAACACAGGAGUGAAGCACUUAUGUGACAUACUGAAGAAUUCACACUGUAAACUGGAGAGAUUGAAGUUAAGUGACUGUGAAAUGAGAGAUAAAGGUUGUUCUAUUCUAUCUUCAGCUCUGAAAUCAAACCCAUCACACCUGAGAGAGCUGAAACUGAGCAGCAAUAAACUAGGAGACUCAGGAGUGAAAAACCUCAGUGAUCUACUGAUGAACCCACAAUGCAAGCUGGAGAAACUAGAUCUGAGCAGAUGCAGUAUUACAGAGAAACAGAGUCUCAUCCUGACUUCAGCUCUGAAAUCAAACCCAUCACACCUGAGAGAGCUGGACUUGAGCAGGAAUAUAAUAAAAAACACAGGAGUGAAGCACCUAAGUGACAUACUGAAGGAUUCACACUGUAAACUGGAGAAAUUGAGUCUACAGCACUGUGGCAUUACAGAUGUUUCUUCUUUAACUCGGUCUUUGACUAACCUCAAAAGCACUGCAGUUUUUAAAAGAGCUUGAUCUGAGACAGAAUAUGAUAAGAGAUUCACAGCAGCUCUGUGACAUGCUACGAGACUCAAACUGUGACCUGAGAGUAGAUAGAGAUCAAUCACCAAACGUCCCUAAUGGAUCAGUUUAAAUCUGUGAAAUGGUCGUGAGAGGAUCAGUGACCAUCAGAUGAUCCACAGAAGAGACUCACUACUGCGUCUGAGGAUAAAUAAAUGUGAUUAAAGGAUUAGUUCACUUUGAAAUGAAAAUUAGCCCAAGCUUUACUCACCCUCAAGCCAUCCUAGGUGACUUUCUUCUUUCUGAUGAACACAAUCUGAGUUAUAUUAAUAAAUAUCAUGGCACAUCUGAGCUUUAUAAUGGCAGUGAACGGGAUCAAUGAGUAUGAGCUGAAGAAAGUGUUUCACUUUCAAUUUCUGAUGAGCUUCUCAUUAUUGUGUCUGAUGGCCACUUACACAGAGGCAGUGACCACAGAAACUCAUGAAGAACAGCAUCUGUUAACAGAAUAUACCAGAGAUAGAAGGUCAGACAGCAUGUUCAUCUCUUUUGGUGCGUUCAAGUCCUCCUGGGAAGUUUGUAUUUACGAGGUGGGAAGUCGUGUGUACAACAGUAGGUGUGUUCAAGUCACCUUUGUCAGAGUAUGAUGGCGGUGUGCCUUCUCUAAAUUAAUUACACAAAAUAACAACACUUCUACUUUUUGAGAAUGUAGAGCAAAGAAUGUGCAAUGGUUGUAUGUUGCUUUUUUAUGUUUUUUAAUUAAUUUAUGAAGCUAUUGUAAACUUUAUUGUUACAUAUUACUUUUUUAUAUUAUGAUGCUAUCGCAUUUUUUGCUGGGAAUCAGCUUACUUCGCUGUAAAUCGAAAAGCCUGACAAUGGAGGGGCUACUGGUCAUCGGUGGGGGGGCACUGCUGUUUGAGAAAUAUAUUUUUUUAUGCAGUGGCGACAUCAUAGUCCAACACAGCAGAAAUGCAAUAAAAAAGAGAAACACGUUUUUUUAUUAUUAUUAUUAUUAUUAUUAUUAAUUAUUUGCGCGUUUCGUUUAUUCUUGUUGUUGUUAAUUUCUAUAUCAUGUAGCCGUGUUUCCAUUACAGAUUUGCGCAAAACUUUUGCGAUAUUUUUUUUGCAAAAUUUCGUUAUUUUGGCUUGAAAUUUAAUAUGAACUGAAUUUAGAAAUGCUUUUGAAAUGAAAAAUGUUGCGUUUAAUAAACAAAAUGAAGACAC